AAUAAAUCUGAAGAAGAGACGCACGAUGUUCUGCUUCCAAAGUCCCUUCACACGCUCGUCGCGCAACGUCGUGUCCGCCAGCUCGUUGUCGACGAGCAAGAGCAAGUCGUCGUCGUUGACCAGCGCGAUUCUGUCGUCCGCGAAAACGUCUGAGGCGGAGGAUCGCAAGAUGUCCAACGCGACCGAGUGCAACCGACGGGGCUCCGAGGCGACCAGCGAGGGCUCCAACUCGUCCAUCCGUUACAUCGACCAGGAGGCCUCGAUGUCCAGCAGCACGGACACGCUUCCAGGUAUUCGCACCGAUUAUUUAGACGUGGAGCCGCUAUCGCCGAGCGUGGACGCUCUGACUUCGCCGAGCGGCGUAACGGUCGUUCUGAACGGCACCGGCGGCUCGAACGAGCAGCAGCGAAUCUCGCCGCACGAUAAGUAUCAUCAGACGACCUUGCAGUCACCGAAGAAGUCCAGCAACGGCAUCGGUAGCAGCUGGCGCCGAAAAUUCAUGCUGCGUCUCCGCUCCAGCGAUUCAUCGAGCUUGAACAACGGCGAGACGUGCUCUUCCUCGACGUCGCCGUCGCCCGCGAGCGAGUCAACGCCCGGAUCGUCGUUUUCCUCGAAGAAUCUCCAUAUCGACGAGAGAAGACAAGGCACCGUCGUCUCGUCGCCGCCGGUGCAGAUCGAUGUAAGCGGCGACGGAAGUCCACAGACGACCGUCGCCGCGUCCGUCGGCGAUAUACCGUCUCUGGCGAAUGGCUUCAGCGAGCUUGAAGAGGAGGAGAACGACGACGACGACGACGACGACGAAGAGGAGGCUUGCAACCCUGAAACCGAGACGGAGGAAAAUUCAUCCUUGCCGUCCAGCCCCGCGGCUGCGUCCACCGUCGCCCUGGCAUCUUCAACGGCGCCCUAUUACGACUUCCUGUCGGUGAACUGCGGUGCGAUGCGCCAAGAAACUACCAGCACUAGCUCGCCGCAAUUGUCGUCCGGCACGAGUCUGCGUUCGUGCAGCGCGGAUUCGCCGCCCGCCGACACUUGCAGCUCUUACGGCGAGCACAGCAGUCCGGGCGUGGACUCGCUCAAGCCCGAGGCGCUCCUCGACGCGGCGAGUUGUCUUCCGGCCGCGAGAUCAUGCCCGAAUCUGGAGCGGCAGAGCGCCGGCUGCUCCUCGGCCAGCGGAUCGUCGAGCCCGAGCCCGAGUCCGGGCCCCGCCGGGCCCCGUUUCAAGCCGCUCGAGGAGGGCGAUAUACAGGUGUGCUAUCUAAAUCACACGCACACCCUCGUGAAGAAGAUCCUGUCGAGCAAGUUCUUGAGACGUUGGGAGACGCACCAUCUCUACCUCAACGACGCCUGCCUGUCCUCCAAGACGCUCACGGGGUUUCUUCACCAACCUGUUCCGUACAGCAGCAUGUCGGAGGUCCGAAAGUAUGCUGUCGCCGGUUGGGACCCCGCGUAUAAGAACUGCCUCAGCAUUGUUCUGUCAGACGGUUUGCUCAUACUUCAAGCCAGCAAUGCUUACACGAGGGACCAGUGGUAUCAUUCGAUAUUAUGGAAGAAAAGUAUCUUCAAGUACCAACACUUGGUGUCGACGAGCACUCGAGAAGAGGUGAUACUGCGCGAAUUGCGCAUCAUGGUGGACUUUGCUCUGUGGACGCCGAUUCAGGAUGAGAGAGUGGCGGGUGCGCCGCUGGAGGCGGCCGCCAAAUUGCUCGAAGAGCCCGGCGUGGACUCCGACUUGGAUACGAAAACCGACGAUACCGUGCGCGAUCGCAGAAGCUGGGCAGAGGCUGUGCUCUCCGUGGUCGUGCCUCUUCUGGAAAAAGCGGCCCCGCAGGCAUCGCUCGCGCGAGCGCUCGCCAGACUGGCGCAGCAGCAUCCGCGAUCCCAGCUGGUCCCGAUGCUCAGCCCGGCGAUCACGAGAUGUCUUAAGCACACCGUUGACUUUGGCAAGUCGCCGGACAUGAGAAAGUUGUUGCAGGUCUUCGUUGCCGCUUUGUACGAGAACAACGAUGGCGAGCAGGCAAUCAAGGAUUAUAUUUCGUCGGUUCACGGGCCGGGCAGCGACUGCCCGCACCCGAGGGUGCUUCCCAAUCUGGUGUCCAUCUGCGUCGCGGCAAUAUUCCACAGGUUCGAGGUAUCGAAUCGUGCGUCGUCGAACGAAAACAAACAACCGCCGUCGCUGCCGCCGCUGCAAUGCUACUUGCUCGUCUUGAAUAUCGCAUCGGAAUACGCCGACUGGCGUCCCGGUCUCGGAGCACUGUUGCAGCCCGUCCCGUUCCCGGAGGAGGCCUUGGCCGUGAAGGAGGUGCAGGAGUCUGUGCUGAUAUGCGUGAUGCAGCGACUGGCGAAAGAUCCGAGAUGCACGGUGCACCGCGUGCUGCUGCCUGUCAGAGAACCGCGUCCAGGCUGGUUACACAUCGCCGCACCGUCUAGCCCUGCGUGUCCAGAUCGUGGAGAAUUGUUCGGCGAAAUGCUUACGACUCUGUUGGCGUGCUGCUGCCGGCGGAAGAGAUUUAUCGCGUCUCUGCUGAAGCAGGCGGGCGACGAUUGCAUCCUAUUGGCGGUGCGGGGCUGCGACGCCGCGCAGGAGGCGCUGUGCUUGAUGCUCGAGUGGCGUUUGCUGCCGAACGAGGAGGCGAGACUCCAGAUAGUUAACGCGCUCGAGUCUACGGAAUCCGGCAAGGAGCGCUACGCCGCUCUCUGCCAGAGGCAGAAGAAUCUGCAGGAGCUGCAACAGAAAGGCGGGCCUCGGAAACUGACGCUGCCGGUGCGAGCGACCGACGCCGACGUCGCCCUCCUGCUGGGCGGUCGCGCCCUCGGCAAUCUCGAAUGCCUCAGUCUGGCCUUUACCUCCGUGACGUCCGCGUGUGCGGAACAGCUGAUCAAAUUGCCGGCACUGAGAUAUCUGAAUCUGUGGGCCACGCAGUUUGGCGAUACCGGCCUACAGAUGAUCAGCGAGCAUCUGCAGAAGCUGCAAGUGUUGAACCUAUGCGAGACGCCCGUGUCGGAUAAAGGCAUCUCUACGUUGGCCUCAUUAACCAGCCUAAGGAAACUGAAUCUGAAUAGCACGAAGCUGUCGGCGCAGACGUUCGAGUCACUGAAGAAGCGACUGCCGGCUUUGCAAGAAUUCGACGUUCGAUACACGGAGGCCUGGUGACCCGAGAUUACGCUGCCGUCGCCCGUCGACGGCAAAGAUUAUCGUGACUUGAAAACGAAGAAACAACGCUAAGGUGCUCGAUUAUUUAGAGGUGAAAUUCGAGUGACUUUAUCAUUUCAGUACUUUCAGUGUAAUCAAAUUCGAUCGAAUGUGAGCGCGAUAGAUUCGUUUUGCUUCGAUUUUGCCAAUCUGCGCACCUAGCAAAACAAUCGCUAAAGAUAUGAAUCUUUGUCGAUGAAACUUCCCAAGAAGACGAACGAAAGUCUCUUGCUAAAUCCAGUGCAGGACGAGUGAAGAGCACACUUCAUCGUGUCUUUACGUGCUCUCGAUGUAGUUUAUACUUCUUCCGGUUUAACCGCUCGACGGUUUGUUCUUUCCAGACGGCGAUAAAUCCAGACGACGCGACGGAUGGACGAUAUCAAUCAAAUUCGCGCGUCUACAUGAACGCAUCUUCCAUUUUUGCUAGAUAUAUCAUUUACUCGAAAUGACAUUAAACGAAUUUUCUUCCUAAAUUCAAGUGUCAACGAGUUUGGUUCUCGGCGGCGCUCUUAUGAGGGACGAUUAAUCAAGACGUGUUUUCCGAGGACAUUCCAGUAUGCAAACUGAGACGUUAUUUUUCCGAAAAGACGCACAUCCGCGCGAAUAAACAGAGAGAUCGGGCGAGUGACGAGCGUUCAUGGUAUUCGCGUAGAAUGCGAGUCCGAACGGAGCGUGAAGAUACGCGCAAGGAGACACGUGAUCGCGUCGAGGAGGCGAUCGUUAGAGUCGUGGAAUGUGAGUCGUUUGCUCGGCAAGAUGUCCAAGUGCCACUCAUAGGAAAAAUACCGAGGGAAACAUUCGCGCGAUACGGAUGCGGCAUAUUGUGUAGCAAUAACGCGCUUGGCUCAAAUGACGACGAUUUUUAUUGCAAGCGACUCGCAUUUAACGAUCGCUCAAGUUUUACACAAUCGAGAAAAGACCGAUUUCGUAGCAACUUUAACGAUAAAUUUAAUUUCAGUUCAAGCCUUCAUCCAUCCAUUUCUAGUUUUAAGAAAGCGAGUUGUUUUUAUUUCUUCUUACGUCAGAAGUGUUAAGAGCGUAAUAUAACUUCAUCCUCCUGUCCUUUGUAUCUUUUUUAUACUCGUGUACGUCAUUUUCUAAUGAUGUUACUUUUUGAUGGAGAUUAAAAAAAAAUCUAGUGCAUUGCCAUUCUCGAUUUUCGUUUAUUAAGCGCGCGCGUCAUCGCAGCGAGCGCGAGCGUCGUGUUCAUCGUUUACGCUGAUAAAGCUGAAAGUCGUUUAGAAUUAUCGCGGGGCAAAAAGAUUUUAUUAGCAGAGUUAGCCAGUGAAUGAAAUAAACAUUCUCGCUGGCGAAUAGCGUAACGAAGAAUCAUUCGUCAGUCUUUCCUGUUUGCGAAACGGACUUUCUUUAGCUCGCAAACAGGAGAGAGCGGACGGUUUAUCAUCCAUCGUUUGUCACACGAGUCCUGCCAGCGGUAAUCAGUGAAGAUCACGCUAACGACUGUGAUGAUCUUCCGCGAUCUUCGACGCGAAACAAAGACUGUUCCCGAUCGAGUGUCAGCGCGUCGCUGAACCGCAGCCGCCGGUCGAUCCCUUCGUGCGAGAAGUGUCCUUUCGCGGGAGACACUCUCGAUUUGCGCUCCUUCUCGUUCGAGGCGUGCUCAACUGCCUUAUAAUCAGAGUUCUGAGCGUUUUGAGCGACCACUGCCACAACGCGCGUGUCGCGUCAGCGCGAGCGCGAUUUUUACUCCGGAAUGGAUCUGGGCAUGGAUUCACGACUUCCGGUCGAUUUUCGUGAUUGCCUCACCGAUGAUCGUAAUAAGACGCCUUAACACAUACCUUAGUUAUGGCCUUAAUUACGGUCUUAAUUACGAAGGGUGAAGGGAGAAGAUGGUGAACGGCAAUUACGGUCAAAAAUCGACCGGAAGUUGUAGAUCUCGCGCAGUUCUGUUCUAGAAAAAAAAGAAAAAAAAGAAGUGAAACUUCGCGUCCGUUUUAUCGUAAAGACGCAGCGUCGCGUCCCGUGUUUUAUCGUAAAAAACGAAGCUUUGCAUCUCGCGUCUUGCCGCAAAAGGGUAAAAACUGCGAAGCUUCGAGGCGCGGAGUCGACCUCGUGCAUUUUGUUUCCUAAUGUAAAUAGAUAAGUAGACAAGUAAGGAUCGUUCCCUCUCUCGUUUCUCCUCCUCGAUCAUUACGUAGAUUUUAAUAAUUUAUUCUCUAGUUAGAAGAAAAAGGAACCUCUCGUAUUUAUAUAAAUAUAUAUAUAUACAUAUGAUACUACAUAUAUGUCGCACGAUCCAGCUCGUACUAGCGCGAACGCGCGUUUAGGGGAAUAGUCGAGUUUUUUUUUUAGAACGCUGGUAAGGAAAGGGGGGAUAGAGAGGGUGCCCUGUUCGUAAGGGCGACGGAGAACGGUGACCGGCAGUUUUGCAAUCUCGUCACGGACAUUGAACGCCGCAAGGGAACAAGCAUUGUAAGAAGACUGUUUACGUCAAUUUCAAUAAGGAUCAUUAACUUAGGGAGUUUACGAUUUACUCGAGUUAUAUAAUUCCUCAGCUUCGGCGCCCGAACGAAGCGGAUAAAUUCGAAUUUCUUGAUACCUCACAGGAUCCGUUUUGUUGCGCGCCUUUCGUUAUCUUUCCUCACACCUCUAUGAAAUCUCCUGCGAUUCUGCGUUCGUUUUUGGCUGUCGCGACUCGCCGCACUAGUUUUCUUUGAUUUAUAUCCCUUACAUCAUACCUCCCCCAUAUUGUAAUUCUAGCCGUUCUCAGCGGUGAAAUCUGUAAAACAUACUCUACCGUUUAGACGUGUUAUCGAGAACGAAUGGAGUUUCAGCGUUAAAUUAUUAAUAUCGUAUCUUUCUUUGACAUUUUCGUACGAAUAAAGUGUUUAAUCGAAGAAAAA
Molecule: messenger RNA, 6054 nt
Organism: Linepithema humile (Argentine ant)
Lineage: Eukaryota; Metazoa; Arthropoda; Insecta; Hymenoptera; Formicidae
Product: C-Maf-inducing protein-like
Source: RefSeq, a predicted model, not a curated record